Molecule: messenger RNA, 1353 nt
Organism: Neurospora tetraspora
Lineage: Eukaryota; Fungi; Ascomycota; Sordariomycetes; Sordariales; Sordariaceae
Product: ribonuclease-III-like-domain-containing protein
Exons: 3
Coding region: 387-1184 (265 amino acids)
Biological process (GO): RNA processing; mitochondrial translation
Cellular component (GO): mitochondrial large ribosomal subunit
Molecular function (GO): structural constituent of ribosome; ribonuclease III activity
Source: RefSeq, a predicted model, not a curated record
GGCGCACAGACCACCCGAGCUAGGCCGUAUCGAAGCCUGCCGAGGGGUCCCGUCCCUCAAUCGGUCGCAAAAAAUUCCCGUCUGCCGUCCCACUCCAGGCGCGCGAACGGACCCGGAGCCUUGCACAGCGACCCGUCGAAACAGCCUGUGCACCGACCGCGCCGACCGACUGCCAGCCGCGCGACAUCCUUCUUUCACGGUCUCCGGAAUCUUUGGUGUUUUGCGAUCGAGAGUGGAACGGGCGCCCAUCCGACCUCGACAUCUUCUACCCCACGACCCGGUCUCAUCCACACAUCCACCUUCAACUUCGAAGCAUCUCCACGGUCUCGCCCCGGGUCGUCGCAUCUCCAGUCGCAUCCAAAUAAAAAAACCGACAGUAGACCACAAUGGCCGCCCUCACACCCUCCCGUUCCGUCUUCGCUUCGACAUGCAAGACCGUCGCGCAGCAAUGCUCUAGGCGACCUGUCGCUGUCCAACAACUCGCUGCCGUUCCCGUCGCCCGCCAGGUCUCGUCGUCGUCGGCCGUCCAACAAGAACAAGAUGCAUUCGGCAGCUCGCAGCAGCCCAGGCCAAGGUGGUCGUACACCCCCGAGCGCAUGAAGGGCCCCGGUUUCUCCCUCAACCUCGUCAAGGACCCCAGGCGCAAGCAGUGGAUGGUCAACAGCGACCCGGCAAAGUUGGAUGCGUUCUACGAGGCCUUCCUCGGCCAGGGUGGCGCCAGGAUGCUAUCAGAGGAGACCAAGUGGCUGGCCGUCACCCACAAGAGUUUCGACUACGGAAGGAGAGGUUACAACACAAGGCUGGCAUUCCUCGGCCGUCAAAUAAUCGCCCUCGAGACUACCCGCUCGAUCCUCACCAGCCCCGUCCUUAACGAGCCCACCGUCGACAAGUACGGCCGCACGCCCUACAACCACGCCGCCUUGGCCAACAUCGACAAGCUCAUUUACACGCAACCGCUAGACAUUAUGGACAAGACCAAGAUCGCAAGGAUGGGCAUCGACCUCGGCCUGCUCACCGUCAUGCGGUGGAAGCCCAGAAUGCCCGAAGAUCUCGAAUCCUCCGGUGUCGUCGUCGUCCUCAACUCAACCCUCUUCGCCGUCAUUGGCGCCAUCUCGUUAGAAAAGGGUGCCGCUGUCGCCCAGCGCAUCGUCAGAGAGAAGAUCCUCAAGAGGCUCGGAGCGUAAGAUGCGCUCCUCUUGAGAAGGAGAGAAAAGAGGAAGUGAAAGAAGAGAAGCAUCCCUUUAUUGUAUACACCCCUGUACUAUAUCGAUGGGCAUAGAGGCUGGCAUAAUCCCGCAUACCCAUUUCAUGCCUGCGGGCCGGAGUCCAGAAUGAUUAUUGUUUGCAUGCAAG